AUGCGAUGCGCGAGCAAGGCCGCCGAGAGCGCGUCCGCACGUCUCUGUGCGGAUGCUGAAGCAGAAACCGCAGCAACUGAUGUCUUAUCGGUCGCUGAAGCGACCCAGCCUGUGUCACCUGGUGAUGCAGGCGCUGGUCAUGAAGACACUCAUGUCUUCACAGAGUAUGAGCUCGGUGUCUCAUACUCUCCCGAUACGGACGGAAGACGGAUCCGUAUCGACGGCGAUCGAAUCCGAUCCAAGCGUGGCAUGGAUGAUGCUAUGCGUCGUAGCAUCUUUGUUUCAUCUGAUGAAUCAGAUGAACCAUCGCCGAAGCGAAGGCGCUCGAGGUCGCGAGACUCGGGCGCUAACAGUGGUGUCGGUUCUCCUAUGGACACCACUUCGCAACGAGGUGCCAGUCCUUCUGUCGGCACAUCGCAGGAAGAGCGGGACCGCAAUGUCUUGCGUCUCCCUCCCGAGAAGAAUGCAUGGAUGCCUCCUAAAUCCGUCAUGGAUCACUUGUCGGCGACGAUGAGGGAUCGUCAUAGAACACGAUUGUUCGAUUCGUCAAGGAUCUAUCACCUUGACCCCAAUGCGAAAGACUGUCACAGUGAACAUGAGUUCUUUAUCGAUGCUUUCUUUAGACAUCGAUGGUACAGUGGGAAUUACAAGCGUGAUGGUCCCUCACUACUUCAAGCGUGGAACGCCUACAUCCAUAACCUUGGGGAUGUAGGUCGUGACGCUUGGAACGACAGACUUAUCAAAGCUCGUGAUAAGUUUGAAAAGGGAACCCCGAUAGCCCGUGGUGGCGCGUACGUGUCUCUAGUGAUCUCUACGAAGGGAUUGAAAACCCGUGAGAUGUACGAAGGGAUUGACAACCUGAAAUCCCUUUACGACCGUGCCGGGAAGACUUUCUCCGGCGGUCCUUCUGCGGCACAGGAUGUGCCGCGUCGUACUGCUCAACCAGACCCAGUAAGUCAACCAUCUGUUGGGAGCGGGGCUCCCAAGUAUCCCAGGACGGGGGAUAGCCGCGCCACCGGACGAGGUAACUCGUCCGACAUCCGUUCACAUCGCGGUGGUUCAACAGCUACUCAACUAGAUAGCGCUGGCCACCGCGAGAGUCCUCUAAUGGGGGUGGAGGAGGAGGAAAGACGCUCUCUACACGAUCAUGGGGAUUCGUGUGUUCCCGAGAGCCUCUUUGAUCGCGUAACGCAAGGGUUACGCGGCGAUCUCGAACAUGAGCGGGACAGGCGUCUCCAACUUGCGGACACUGUCUUGAAGCAUCGAGCUGAGUUUGCCUUUUCUCAGCUUGAGAACGAGAGAGCUCUGACGUCUCUGCGUGACGAGCUCAGGGUAGCUCGUGAGGAUGUUGAGCGGUCUCGGGCUGAGAUAACUGCUUUUCAUACCCUUGUCGAUGCCCACCAUCGGGAGCACAAGGCUCUCUACGAGAUGCUUGAGCGCAAGGGCGUUCUUCAUCGGAAGAAGCAGCUUACUGAUGGUACGGCUUAA
Molecule: messenger RNA, 1488 nt
Organism: Peronospora matthiolae
Lineage: Eukaryota; Oomycota; Peronosporomycetes; Peronosporales; Peronosporaceae
Source: the annotation of a GenBank genome assembly